Austrofundulus limnaeus is the source of this 2591-nucleotide messenger RNA. It is a transcript of the gene pick1, whose product is annotated as protein interacting with prkca 1. The coding region runs from base 162 to 1391 and encodes 409 amino acids. Lineage: Eukaryota; Metazoa; Chordata; Actinopteri; Cyprinodontiformes; Rivulidae. The record is from RefSeq and is a predicted model, not a curated record. The transcript is spliced from 13 exons. Gene Ontology annotation, molecular function: protein kinase C binding; protein domain specific binding; phospholipid binding. Gene Ontology annotation, biological process: receptor clustering; intracellular protein transport; dendritic spine maintenance. Gene Ontology annotation, cellular component: synaptic vesicle; neuron projection; postsynaptic early endosome.
AAAAUAAAAUAAACAGGAGCCAUCAAUACAUUCAGAAGUUCAUGUAAUUGUUAAUAUAAGGCACAACUCGGGAAAUUUGGUCUUCAUGCAUAGAAAGCGGCACCUAUAGAACAAAGCUGUGCAACGCAGACUAAAAGGGACAGUAGUGAAUCUGUCCUACAAUGUUCACAGACAUGGAUUAUGAGCUGGAGGAGGACAAACUAGGGAUCCCAACAGUGCCGGGCACCGUGACGCUGAAGAAAGAUGCAAACAAUCUUAUUGGCAUCAGCAUCGGUGGUGGAGCUCAGUACUGUCCUUGUCUCUACAUUGUUCAGGUCUUUGACAACACCCCAGCAGCUCUGGAUGGGACGCUGGCAGCAGGUGAUGAAAUCACAGGUGUGAACGGGAAAACCGUGAAAGGAAAAACAAAGGUGGAAGUGGCCAAGAUGAUACAAGCUGUCCAGGGAGAGGCAGUGAUCCACUACAACAAACUGCAGGCCGACCCAAAGCAGGGGAAAUCUUUAGACAUUGUGUUAAAGAAAGUCAAACAUCGUCUUGUGGAGAACAUGAGCUCAGGCACAGCUGAUGCUCUCGGACUCAGCAGAGCUAUUCUUUGUAACGAUGGGCUGGUCAAAAGACUAGAAGAGCUGGAGAAAACAGCAGAACUUUAUAAAGGACUGAUGGAGCACACCAAGAGGCUGCUCAGAGCUUUCUUUGAGCUUUCUCAAACUCACAGAGCGUUCGGGGAUGUUUUUUCAGUCAUCGGUGUCAGAGAGCCUCAGGCUGCAGCCAGCGAGGCCUUCGUCAAGUUUGCUGAUGCUCACAGAAACAUUGAGAAAUACGGAAUUAGGCUUCUAAAAACCAUCAAGCCCAUGCUCCACGAUCUGAACACUUACCUCCACAAGGCCAUACCUGACACCAAGCUCACCAUCAGGAAGUACCUGGAUGUGAAGUUUGAAUACCUGUCCUACUGCCUGAAGGUGAAGGAGAUGGACGAUGAAGAGUACAGCAGCAUCGCCAUGGGAGAGCCUCUGUACCGGGUCAGCACCGGUAACUACGAGUACCGCUUGGUGCUGAGGUGUCGACAGGAGGCCCGCGCUCGCUUCGCUAAAAUGAGGAAGGACGUCCUGGAAAAGAUAGAGCUGCUGGAUCAGAAACACGUCCAGGACAUCGUGUUCCAGCUGCAGCGCUUCGUCUCAGGCAUGUCCCAUUACUACGACGAGUGCUACGCCGUCCUGAAGGAGGCCGACGUGUUCCCCAUCGAAGUGGACCUGUCCCACACCACAAUCAACUACAGCAGCCAGUCCUUCACCUACACCGAUGAGGAGGAGGAGGAGGAAGGAGUGCGCGGGGAGGAGGGAGGGAGCAGACAAGCCGAGAACGGCACAGAGAAACUGAUCGAUGACGAAUGAUUCGUAGAGUUGAACAUCGGCUCACUCACUGAGCGUUGUACAGCAGCUGAAAACGGUUACCACUGUUCAUAAAAGAUGAAUUACACCUGUAGUUGCUGCUACGCUCUUCGUUGUGAUUAUUUUACUGUAUUUUACGUUGCAAGCUUUAACUAAAUAUUUUGUUACGUUAAUGGGUGAGUUUAGGGUGAAGGGGUUUUCUCACUGCAGGGUUUGAUCUUUAAAUUUACGUUGUGUGCCUUUUAUUUUUAUUGUUUUUUUUGUCCUGUCUAAGAAGUCUAAUGGUUUAGUGGUGUUUGUCCGUUUGAAAAUGAUUGAAUGUACCUUUAUAUUUAUUUUAUGAUAUAUUUGUUACACUUUUUUUUCUCAAAAAUAAUUUGUUUAGUGAUCUAAAAUGUUAAGAGACACUACUGAAAAAUAUGUUAAAGCAGCAAAUAAUUUAAAUUUAAAGUUACACAUGAAGUGUUUAUUAUAUAAAGUUGUUAUUUGCCGUCUAGAUUUGUUUUAUCAACCCAUCUUUCUGUUUUUUUUCAUAACGUUUUUUUUAUUACAAUUUUCACUUUCCAAUUUUAACGAAAGUUGCUGCAUUUUCUGCAAUUAGGUCAAGUUUACUCCCAUACUACAAGUAGUUUUUUUUUUCAUUAUUGUAUGCUUUCAUAUGUGCAUCUUUAUUUUCAAAUAACACUGUUUGUUUGUUUUGUUUUGUUUUGUUUUUUACAUUCCAGCAUAAAAAAGCAAGGUCAGUGUCUUGCAUGAAUAAUUUCACAAGUGUUUGUGAAGUGAACUUGAAGUGGUUUAAAUGAAGGUAAGGUUCACAGACUGUGGUUUGAACAUUCUGCUGUUUUUCUCUUUAUUUAUAUAUAGUUGUGUUAAUUUUAUUUUAAUAUGUAAAUAAUCAAUAAAAUAAGAUUUAUGGUCACAAGCAAAAUGUAAUCAAUACCUUAGGUGACCACAAGAUGGCAGCAUUGCACCAUCUCAUGGAUGUGAAUUAUUUAAAUCUAKGCAUAACCUACAAUUAUAGGUGUGCUUUGCCAUUUGUUUAUAGUUUUGUUUUAUACAUUCAUUUUAAAUCUGAGAAGGGAUCUUUAUCUUGAUUUUUUUCUCUCACUGACUGAUACUUUAAUAAUAAUUACAACAGUUUGUUUUCUGAGGUUGGUGUAUGUUUUGCCAAAGUGGCAUUUUAAUAAAAGGUUUUACGAGAAA